AUGGCGGUCGUCAGAAAGGAUGAGGCUGAUGUCGGAAUUGCGACAACCACAAGCAUAGUCGGAACUUCCGACAAAAAACUCAAUGGCCCAAAUGUGGCAGCUGCAACCCCCAAAUUAUAUAGAGAUGGCGUCGGAUGUAGCGCAUGCUAUCAGAUAAGGUGUUUGGAUCCGGAUCUGUGUAGCAAGACAUGGCAAAAGAUAGUGGUCACAGACAUCACGACAAACAACCAAACGGAUUUUAUGGUUCCAAAGCAUACGUUUGCAACCUUGGCCCUCCCACACAAGGGCGCUGCUCUUCGAAGAAAAGGGAUUGUCGACAUCGAAUAUGAAAGGAUCGUCUGCGUAUAUGAAGGACAUAAUCUGACUGUAAAGGUUGAUGAGAGCAGUCGUUAUCCCAACUAUCUGGCUGUGGAAUUUCUGUAUCAAGGAGGACAGACUGAUAUUGUUAACAUAGAUGUUGCGCAGGUUGGGCAUUUUGAGUGGAAGUACUUGACACGCAAAGAUGGAUCAGCAGUGUGGAGCAUAAGCAACCCUCCAAGUGGAGAUCUACAGUUCAGAUUCGUUGUAACUUCAGGGUUUGACGGAUAUAUGUUGUGGUCCGAAAAAGAUGUGCUCCCUCCACACUGGAAAGCAGCUGAAAAAAGAUUAUUUGACACUAGACUUCAGAUCAACCAAAUUGCUCUGGACGUUAGCGGAUGGCAUGCAGGGACGACAGUUAUUGUAACCAUCGGGGGGGUAGUGGUACCCUCCACUACCCCUGUGGUCACUGUCAUAGCUGUGGCCGCAGGGGGAAUGGAGGGGCCCGCGGUGUCCCCUCAACCCUGUGGGCCUGCGCAUGUUGAUGAGAGCAAUCGUUAUCCCGACUAUCUGGCUGUGGAAUUUCUAUAUCAAGGAGGCCAGACAUAUAUUGUUAAUGCUAGAAAUUUUGAGUGGAAGUACUUGACGCGCGAUCAUGGAGCAACAGUGUGGAGCAUAAGCAAUCCCCUAAGCAGAGGUCUACAGUUUAGAUUCGUUAUAAGUUCAGGGUAUGGUUCAAGUGCUCAUUCCAAAUCUGACAGCCCCCAUAUCCCCGCGAUGGGCGUUGCAAGGAAGUUACGGACUGCGGCAUCACGAGAUGAUGUCACGUGCCCUGAGCUGGCCGUGAAAGACUUAUGGUGGGGCCACUGA
This is a messenger RNA of Cryptomeria japonica (Japanese cedar), 1167 nucleotides long. RefSeq names its product expansin-like A1. Lineage: Eukaryota; Viridiplantae; Streptophyta; Pinopsida; Cupressales; Cupressaceae. The coding region runs from base 1 to 1167 and encodes 388 amino acids. The record is from RefSeq and is a predicted model, not a curated record. The transcript is spliced from 9 exons. Gene Ontology annotation, cellular component: extracellular region.